Ruditapes philippinarum (Manila clam) is the source of this 1965-nucleotide messenger RNA. RefSeq names its product prolyl 4-hydroxylase subunit alpha-1-like. Gene Ontology annotation, molecular function: L-ascorbic acid binding; procollagen-proline 4-dioxygenase activity; iron ion binding. The record is from RefSeq and is a predicted model, not a curated record. NCBI's taxonomy places the organism in Eukaryota, Metazoa, Mollusca, Bivalvia, Venerida, Veneridae. Gene Ontology annotation, biological process: peptidyl-proline hydroxylation to 4-hydroxy-L-proline. Bases 112 to 1632 code for a protein of 506 amino acids. The transcript has 13 exons. Gene Ontology annotation, cellular component: endoplasmic reticulum.
CACACUAGUUAAAUGCAUUUACAUGUAUUGUUUUCUUUUCUAAAUUAUUAAUCGUAAAGAAACUCGUCUGUGCGCAAAAAGAGCAUGCGACAUAACUGAGGAAUAAUAAAAAUGUGUAGUUUUAUUUUAUGUCUUGUCUUUAUAAUAAAUAUUUUGCCAACUUUUACAAGCCUGGAGGAGGAUAUAUUUUGUUCAAGUGAGCAUCUACAUCAAGCUAUGCUGGAAGGGAGCUAUGUACUUCGUCGGGUUAAUGUCACAAAAAUUCCGCUGAAAAAGACAAGGGAUAAAAUAAACAGGUUCAGGUUUGACAUUGGAUUUUACAAAUCGUUAAGUGAGAAAUGGACGGACGGGAUGGCUAGACAUCCAAUCUAUAUAUAUUCAAUGGUCAGAGAUCUGUAUUCUCUACGCAUACUAGAGAAAAAUCUGCCUCACAUGAUUAAUGUAGACAAUUUACCAACUAAAGAAGACCUCGAGGGAACCAUGAGCGCUCUAAUAAGGUUACAGUAUACUUAUGGACUCAAAGUAGCAGAAAUGGCUGCAGGGAUAAUUGCCGGUGAAACGUCCAUGUCACUGUCCGCUGAAGAUUGCCUUUUGAUUGGUGCGCAGGCGCAUAAAGAAAAGAAACAUGAAUGUGCAAUCGAAUGGUUGAACCAAGCUCUGAUAGUGAACUCUACAAGAACAAAGACCUUAAAGGCCAAAAUAUAUUCAAUCAAAUGUAAAUGUGAAUCUAGGAUGGGGAUGAGAACUGAUGCUUUAAUGUCUGUAACACUUUGGCUGAAAAAUGAUAAAGACAGUAUUGAGGCCAUAGAAUGGCGCGACAAGAUUUUAAACAUGCCAGAUCGGAGAAAUUAUAACGUCUUGGGUGAUGAUAUGCAAAAUUACAUCACGCUUUGUCGUGGAGAAAUGACAAAGGAGUCGUACAAUUCUACGAUCAUGUCUAAACUUCAUUGUCGUUUCUAUGACAACAACCGACAUCCUUUACUGGUCCUGCAACCAGCACGACAAGAAGAUGUUAGAGAUGAUCCGCAUAUGAAAAUUUAUCAUGACGUCAUAUUGGAUGGAGACAUAAAGGUCCUAAAGGCCAUUGCUAAACCUAAGAUAAAGGUGUCCAAAGUUUUGAAAAAAGUGUCUAGUUCCAAGAUGAAAUCAUCAACAGCAGUCGACUUAAGGGUGAGCAAAGGAUAUGGUAUAACGGAUACCGACCCUACUUACAUCAAAGUAAGAAAUAAACUAUUUAAUCGUGUCCAGGCCAUUACGGGAUUCUAUUCCAAGUCUAACGAAGCUUUACAGGUUGCCAAUUAUGGUAUAGGAGGUUACUACAGCCCACACUACGACUGGUCUUUGUUACAUGCUGACCCUAUGCAUAAUGACAGAAUUGGCACGUUCUUAUUUUAUCUUAACGAAGUCGUGGCAGGGGGCGCAACAGUUUUCCCGCGCAUAGGUGUCCGAGUUGCUCCUAAAAAGGGUGAUGCUGUCUUUUGGCAUAACCUUCAAAGAAAUGGAACAGGCAAUGAGAAAACUUUUCACGCUGGUUGCCCCGUGUUGCUGGGAACCAAAUGGAUAUCGAAUCUCUGGAUAAGAAGACAUCAUCAAGAAUUUGUCCAACCUUGUACUCUUAAUGAAUAUGAAUGAACCAGUGACGUUAAGUUUCAUUUUUGCAGAAAUAACAAAAUUUAAAGGGACUCCGCUGAGGCUUAUUGACAUAAUGGAACUAGAAAUAAUUUUUCGAGAUAAAUGUUCCAUUUGAUGUAGGUCUAGACUACCUACUUGUGUGUGAAAUUUCAUCAGAUCAGUUGCUUAUUCCUUUUUUCCAGAACAUGUAUUCUAAUUGUGAAAAAUGAUACAAAAUUGAAAAGCGUUGCAAUGCUUUACUAAGAUAAGCACAAUAAUACGAUUUUUCAUUUUUUUUAUUUUGACUUUCUGUUGCUUAUCUUUCUGUUUUAAUAUUUGUCCCAGCUCAUCUAU